UCCACAAAGAAGAAGAUGGCCUCCUGUUAUCUCCAAGAGAGAGAGAGAGAACGGAGGAAGAAGUUGCGACAGAGGCUUGAAACAGACUUUGACCAAACUAUUUUACGAGUCUGGCAGGCAGGAACUUCCAAAAGAUCAGAAAGGAAAUCUAAAUUCUGCAAACCUCACUGGCCUCCUGUGAUUUCACCAGAGGAAAGUGAGAGGAGGAGACGCUUCAGGAAAAGCCUGGGCAGAGAGUCUUCUCCUCAAGACUCCCUGUGCAGGAGGCAGUGGCCUCCAGUGCUGAAAAAUGUGAAAGUGUCAGUUCCCCCGUGUGCAUCGCUUGCUGUGCUCCCUCCAACAACUGCUGUAGCAGAUACAGCCCUUAAACGGGUGCCAAGGACCACGGUCUGGAGAAGAAAGAAGAGGGCUGAAGAGGACAAAAAGGCCCUGAUGCACGGUAAAGCCAUCGCACGACGAGCAGAACCAAAGAGAUUUACCUGCAGGCUGUGUGGACAGCCGAAGAGACUGGAGUUUGGACACAGUUUUUACAAAGGAAAGAGUUUCUGUGCCACUUCGGCUGGAAAUAGUGUAACACAGUGGCUCUCCGAGCAGAAGAGGAUGGCAGGUACGGAUAAUUUGAGUAAUGCGUCACAGACAACCGCCUCGAGGUGGAAGAAGCCACGCAAACCAUAUACCUGUCAGCUGUGCCAACAGCCAAAAACAAAGCAUUAUGGGCACUCACGAUACGCUGGCAAAACCUUCUGCAGCACAUAUGAGGGGAAAACUGUGGAGCUUUGGCUGACAGAGCAACGCGCUCUUUCUCGUAUUGAAUAGCAAUUUCUUACUAUUUUGUUAUACUGUUUGUUUGCUUGUUUGAACAAA
Molecule: messenger RNA, 864 nt
Organism: Carassius auratus (goldfish)
Lineage: Eukaryota; Metazoa; Chordata; Actinopteri; Cypriniformes; Cyprinidae
Exons: 2
Coding region: 16-816 (266 amino acids)
Source: RefSeq, a predicted model, not a curated record